Messenger RNA from Ectocarpus siliculosus, 120 nucleotides. The record is from the annotation of a GenBank genome assembly. NCBI's taxonomy places the organism in Eukaryota, Phaeophyceae, Ectocarpales, Ectocarpaceae.
AUGGUAUGCAGAGCCGGCGCGAUGGGGACCAACAGACUAUACGACCCCGUUGAAGGUCUCAGACGGCGUGAACGGCUGCACUGGCGAGGACAGAGAUGUCGCCGAAGCCUCCAUCCAUGA